UUUACUUUCACUAGAAUCAGGACAGUUUAUACAAAAGAGUGAUUCUUUUCUUCUUUCAUGGAUGAAAUCCAGAUGGGUUUUAAUCAAACUCAGGGAAGAAAUUCCCAUAUGGGUAUCUUCUCUUCUCUCCCGCUGCAUAACCCAUUCUUCCGGCGACUCUUCCGGCACCAGAUACCUUCUCGACCAUGUAAACAUCAGCCUCCUUCUAUCUUCUUCCGGCAGAGAAAAACAUCUCCGGCUAGGUUCUUCCAUCCACGCCUCCAUCAUCAAGAUCCCAGAAUUCUUCAAUCCCUUCAUUAACCAGCGAAAUCUGCUUGUUGUUUGGAAUUCUCUACUCGCAAUGUAUGCAAAAUGUGGUGAGUUCACUAAUGCAGCUAACCUGUUCGAUGAAAUGCCUGUGAGAGAUACUGUCUCUUGUAACACAAUGUUAUCGAUGCUUUUAAGGAAUGGGGAAAUGGAGAAAGGUUUUGUUUACGUUAGGAAAAUGCAGGAAUUGGGUAUUUAUCGAUUUGAUCAAGCAACACUUACUACAAUCUUGUCUGCUUGUGAUGAUGAACCAUGUUUGGCUUAUUUCAAUGAGAUAAUACAUGCAUUUGCGUUUUCAAAUGGGUUUGAGAAUGAAGUAUCUGUUGGGAAUGCUUUGAUCACUUCUUAUUUCAAAUAUGGAAAGUUUAGUUCAGGAAGAAAGGUGUUUGAUGAGAUGGUUAUGAAUAGGAACGUUGUAACAUGGACAGCGAUGAUGUCGGGUCUUUUACAUAACAAUUGUUUUGAAGAAAGUUUGAGUUUGUUCGUGGAAAUGCAUAAAGGAUCGGUUGAAGCCAAUUCUUUAACGUAUUUAAGUUCUUUAACUGCUUGCUCGGGUUUGCAGGCACUCGAACAAGGCGAGCAGAUCCACGCACUUGUUUGGAAGCUAGGGUAUCGGUUUGAUUUAUACAUUGAAAGCGCAUUAAUGGAUAUGUACUCGAAAUGUGGAACAAUGGGAAACGUUUUGAGAAUUUUCGAUUCUGCUAAGAUGGUUGAUGAUAUUUCCAUGACUGUGGUUCUUGUUGGUUUCGCACAAAAUGGGUUUGAACAAGAGGCUGUCGAGGUUUUCCGAAUGAUGGUGAAUUCGGGAAUUGAAAUUGAUCCGAACAUGGUUUCUGCUGUUCUAGGCGUGUUUGGAUUAGACACUUCGUUGUUUUUUGGUAAACAAAUUCACUCUUUAGCGAUAAAGAAACAGUUUUGCUCGAACACAUUUGUUAGUAACGGCUUAAUCAACAUGUACUCGAAAUGUGGUGAUUUGGAGGAUGCGAAGAAAGUGUUUAAUUGGAUGUCUUGUAAGAAUUCCAUAACUUGGAACACUAUGAUAUCCGCGUUUGCUCGCCAUGGACGUGGUUUAGAAUCUCUCGAACUAUAUUCGAAAAUGACCAAAGAAAUCGAACCAACCGAUGUCACAUUCCUCUCGUUGCUUCACGCGUGUAGCCAUGUUGGUUUGGUUAAAAAAGGUGUCGAAUUUUUAAACUCUAUGAUCGGAGUAUACAAGAUUGCCCCUCGGAUGGAACAUUAUGCUUGUAUUGUUGACAUGUUGGGCCGAGCGGGGCUUCUUUAUGAAGCGAAAGCUUUUAUCGAGGAGUUACCUUUGAACCCCGGAGUUCUUGUUUGGGAGUCGUUACUUGGUGCUUGUAGCAUUCAUGGUGAUCCCGAGAUGGGGAAAUACGCGGCCAAUAAGCUAUCGUCGAUUGCUCAUAAUAGUGCGUCUCCUUAUGUUUCAAUGGCGAAUAUUUAUUCUUCGAGAGGGCGAUGGAAUGAUCGGGAGAGGACUAUAAGGCGGAUGAAGGAUGCGGGUGUGUCGAAAGAAGUUGGGAUAAGUUGGAUUGAAGUUGAGAAAGAAGUGCAUGAAUUUGUCGUUGGGGAUCGAUUGCAUCCGAAAAGUUGGGAGAUUCGCGAUUUAUUGGGAGAGAUUUAUCGGAUGAUCGAUGAUGGAUAUGGUUUAGAUAAACAAAAUUUUCACUACUAUUUAGACUAGGAUGAGAAAACAACAAUUUUUGUUACAACAAUCUAGUUUAUUUAGCAUGUUAUUCAAUUGAAAAUUGACUAAAAAUAUGAAUGGAUACAUAUAAAACUUCAAUUUAAAUAUGUUUAAUUUUUG
Messenger RNA from Impatiens glandulifera, 2128 nucleotides. RefSeq names its product pentatricopeptide repeat-containing protein At3g05340. Lineage: Eukaryota; Viridiplantae; Streptophyta; Magnoliopsida; Ericales; Balsaminaceae. The transcript has a single exon. Gene Ontology annotation, molecular function: RNA binding; protein binding. The record is from RefSeq and is a predicted model, not a curated record. Gene Ontology annotation, biological process: RNA modification. The coding region runs from base 62 to 2005 and encodes 647 amino acids.